AUGCAAUUUUCAAUUGAUGAUAGUCGUAGUGGUAAAAAGCAUUUACAUGUGGACAGAAACGAAUACGCAUUACGGCGAAUAAAUAAAAAGGGUGCUAUACAUUGGCAAUGUGUAAGACGCGGUUGCUCCGGGUCAGCUUCAACUUUCAACAACACUGUUCAAUUACGAGUUGCGCAUACAUGUGAUGUAAGCGGCAAACGAUUAAUUAAAGAAAAAAUGAGAAGACGUUGUGAUUCAGAAUCAGUACCAGUACCACAAAUUUACGAAGAAGAACUCUGUAAAGCUGUAGCAGGAGGAAUGAAUAUAUCAGGAAUGCAUUUUGACAGUGUUAAGUCAUCAUUGUAUCGGCAACGCAACCAUUACAUACCAACACUCCCAAUAACAUUAGACGAUGUUAAUGUACCACAAGAGUGGCAAGUUGAUAAUGUUGGCAAUCAAUUUCUACGUUUUACAAGUCCAAUGCCAAACAAGAUGUUAGUAUUUGUAACAGAACGUGGUCUAAAUGAAUUAGCUUCAUGUGACCAUUGGAACGUUGACGGUACCUUUAAAACAGC
Messenger RNA from Didymodactylos carnosus, 554 nucleotides. NCBI's taxonomy places the organism in Eukaryota, Metazoa, Rotifera, Eurotatoria, Philodinida, Philodinidae. The record is from the annotation of a GenBank genome assembly.